This is a messenger RNA of Rhodofomes roseus, 1536 nucleotides long. RefSeq lists its product as uncharacterized. Gene Ontology annotation, molecular function: transcription corepressor activity. The transcript has 8 exons. Lineage: Eukaryota; Fungi; Basidiomycota; Agaricomycetes; Polyporales; Fomitopsidaceae. Gene Ontology annotation, cellular component: Swr1 complex; NuA4 histone acetyltransferase complex. Gene Ontology annotation, biological process: negative regulation of transcription by RNA polymerase II; chromatin remodeling; DNA repair. The record is from RefSeq and is a predicted model, not a curated record. Bases 1 to 1536 code for a protein of 511 amino acids.
AUGGCAGGAGCUUCAGCAGCAGACGUCCGCAGUAUACUGUCCCUCCCGAACCCUCCUACUCCAGGCCCUUCUCAGCCUCGUAGAACACCGAGUACAGCUGAGAAGGCUCGCAAGCCGGAGGGCAUCUCAAGAGAACUGUACUCAUUGAUUGGGCCGUCCGCUCCGACACUGACUGCACAACUCGCGAAACCUCGAUUGAAGCAGAAGCCGAACCUGGGCGGUGGCGGUCGAGUGAAAUGGCGAGAUCUCGAAAUGGAUUGGAGGUCGUUCAAGAAUGGUGCUCGGGGCGACAAGCUGGAGCUCUAUCACUGGGUGAAGGCUGGGACGGUUCCCGAGGCUGAUUACCCAUUCGCGAAGUACAACGUCCAGACCAUGACAUAUGUUUACUCCCAAGAUGAGUAUAUGCGACUCCUCGAAGACAAGGAUUGGACAAAAGACGAAACGGACUACCUGUUCACUCUUGUGAGGGACUUCGACGCCAGGUGGUACGUCGUGUACGACCGCUAUGAGUACGAAGGUGGGCCUGAAAGAAGCAUGGAGGACUUGAAAGACCGGUACUAUAGCGUAUGCCGUAAACUGAUCAGAAAUCGACCUUGGGCCGGCGAUGAAACGAGCAAGGCGCAGCUCAUUACCAGCCUCACCUUCGACAAAGAGCGUGAAGUUACGCGGAAGAAGUACAUCGCCAGUCUUGAGAGCCGCACGCCGCAACAGAAGGCAGAAGAGGAUGCGCUGUACAUCGAGCUCAAACGACUUGAACAGGGCGAGCGGCGAUUCAAGCGAGACAGAGAGGAGCUCCUUCGGACUCUGCUCGGCAUCGACUCUGGGCUACCAGACCUUCCUGUCGAAGAGGACGGUCUGAACUCUGGAACAACAGACACGAAGAAGAAAAAGAAGGGCCAUUUCAGUGCUACCACUGAACCAGAGACACCCGUUUCGGCAUCAUCUAAUGCACCAAAUGUCAUCUCGCUCGGUCAACCACAGGCCAAGAAGUCGCAGUCUGUGAGUUCCGCACGCUACGAUGCGACUCAUUGUAUCCACCGCACCGAGGCUCCCUCGACAACAUUGACGACGACGAAGUCCGCCCAUGUCCCAGUAUACCUGCGGUCCUACAAGCUGCCACAACCCAAAGCGCCAUCAGCAGCAAGGGUCGCGCAGGUCCUUGGGGAACUAGGCAUAUCCCACACGCGCCUCGUCAUGCCCACUCGAGAGAACUGCGCACAACUAGAAAACCUCCUGGAGACCGCCUCUGCUCUUGUCGAAACGAAGAAAGUCGUAGACAAGGUGGAGCAGGACAUCCGGAUCAUGAAGGCUCGGUUGGGCCAGCAGGAGUCUGGGGGUGCGGAGACGGGUGAUGCAGCCCCCACACCGAUGGACGUGGACGAUGGAAACGACGCAGAGGGCGAAGUGGACGGCAGGGCGCAGAGUGUUAUCAGUACGCGGAGUGCGAGGAGCAGGAGAGCGUCCCGUCGUUCAAUGUCGAUAUCGUCCGUGGAUACGUCGGCGAUCGGCGCUGUCAAGAGACAGAAACGCGGGUGA